Saccoglossus kowalevskii is the source of this 8267-nucleotide messenger RNA. Its product is annotated as neurobeachin-like protein 1. Gene Ontology annotation, molecular function: protein kinase binding. Gene Ontology annotation, cellular component: cytosol; membrane. Lineage: Eukaryota; Metazoa; Hemichordata; Enteropneusta; Harrimaniidae. Gene Ontology annotation, biological process: intracellular protein localization. The record is from RefSeq and is a predicted model, not a curated record.
GGGAAAUCCAAUAUGGCAGCCUACUGGGCUAAUUUCCCCUCACGCUGUCAAAAACUAGUUUCCCACAACCUUAUCAAACCACUUCCAUUGAUUUGCAUACCACACUGAGUUAACAUGGCAUCUGAAGAACAGCUCUACCAAUUAUGGCUGCUGUACUCGACUAAGCAUGAUAUUCAGUAUUGGAAAUUAUAUGUAAAACAGUUUAUACAGAGCAAUGAGAAUGUCAUUGAUCUAACUCACAGAUAUCUUACUGAUGGGUUUGAAUCAAAUGGACCCCAUAUCAGUAAGCUUCCGGAUGGCAUUCUUGAAGUUAUCACAUGUCAGCUUAUAGAAUGUAGAGAACAAUGCCAAGAAAAUGUGAACCUGGAUAGUCUUUCUCACGCUGAAUUACUCAUCAAAGUGCUUAUAAUCAUUUGUAGAAAUUUAGACAACAUUCCUCUUGUUGCGUCAUGUGAUCAUACAGGUCACCUCAUUGCCAUAGCAACCAAUGUGGUUAAACAGAUUAAUGAUGAAACGAGUGAUUCCAGUCCAUUAGUGACCUAUUUUGAACAUUUGUUACAUUUAUUAGAAUGUAUGUAUGAUCCAUAUCAUGUAUGGAGAAAAAGACUUUGUUGUAUCACUGUUGAUAAGACUUUAUUUAAAUAUAAGCCUGCUUACUUGGCACCAGAAGUCCUGACAUUCUAUCAUGAGAGUCUGACUGAAGAAGAAUCUUGGUGUUUAACCUCUCGCCAACAAUGCCAUUUAUUACACAUGUUCGGGGCCAUCAUGUCAGGAAUGCAGGUGAACGCCCUGAAGGCCAUCAACCCCUUUACUGUAGAUACACUGUUCAAGUUUAUCAGCUCAAAGGGCGUGACUCAGAACUUGCCAGCUAAAAAUGAAGUGGUAGAGUUAGCACUGAAAUGUGUGAAUCGUAUGAUACAUGUUAUACAUGUCUGCAGCCCUGAUAAGAGACAAGUUGACGUGAGUACUGUUGUUGAUAUCUUCUUAAUGGUGCUUGCUGAUAAAGAUGGCAAACAUAAAAGUAUAGAACUACAGCAUUCUAUGUUGGGUUCAUUGCCUGCUAUGUUGGAGUGCAGAGAUAAAGCAGCCUUGCAGGCCAUCUUAUUGGGGGUGGAUACAUUUAGGUAUAUCAUGGGAGUUCUAGACAAUGCAAAGAAUGCAGGUGAAUAUGAUAGACAGGUGUUUGGUGUUCUUAUUGUAAAAGCCUUGUCAGCUUUGAUGACAGGAUCUGUGGCUGCUAAGGAGACGUUCAAGGACAACUAUGGCUAUUUGAAACUCAGUGAAGGACUCAAGGGUCUGGGACAACCGAGCAGAGAACUGCUUCAGGCUCUCCUAGACAUGGUUGUUGAAGCUCAAUUCAGUAAAAAACUGAAACCAAGUCUACCAAACAGUAAAGUUGCUUUGCUGUUACUGCGAUGGAUUCCAGCCAUUGAAGACCCUGAAAUGCAGACAUGGUUGGCUGAGUCAUUGAAAUUCAUCUGUACCUUUAGCACUCAUAACAGAAUGCAUAGUUGUAAUGUGCGCAUGAUUACUGCUAUUUUAGAUGUACUUGGAAAAGCUGAGAAUAUCAACAACAAAGCCUUAGAGCACCUGUGUGGUUUACUAGAGUAUCUCGGAAUACAUAGUAUUACCGCUAGAGAAUUCAAAAAGCUGAUUGGUUUAUUGCGUGGUAAAGAAGACAAUGCUUUAUCAAUGCUAUGUGGUAAAUUAAUGCAUGUUAUGUCAGUAAUGGCUAGACGAGAAGACCAAGAUGGACCGCUUCAUUAUUUUGACUUUCAACAUAAUACGGCUGGUAUAUCUAUACCUGGUAUUCCUAAAUGGCCAGGUCAUGGAUUUACUUACCACACUUGGAUCAAUCUGGAUUCCAACCCCAUUACCCCACAGUCAUUUGACACUGGUCUAUGUCGCAGACAGUUAUACAGCUUUUUCACAGACAGUGGUACUGGUUUUGAAGCAUUCUUCACCAUGGAAUGUAUUCUUGUGAUAGCAAUGUGUACAAAAAAGGAAUAUUUCACAGUGGCCGUCGUAGACCAUCCAUUCACAGACAAUCAGUGGCAUGCAUUAGAUAUAGUACAUUCUAGUGGUAAAAGACCUUUUGGUCAAAGUCAAGUAUCUGUGUUCAUAGAUGGUUGUAUGGUACUCACUACUCAGCUCAAAUUUCCUGCAAUGAAUGAAGCAUUUACAUUAUGUAGAAUAGGAUCCGGAGGACAUCGUACAAAUGUACCUCGCUACCCACCGGAAUCACCACUAUCACCAACAUUAGUGCAGCCAGUCACCUCCUUUCCAUUCAAUCUACCUGUCCCCCUAUCUCCACGUGGUUCCUUCCAAGAAGCUCUGGUUAUUAGUACAGCGGCUGGAUCACAAGAUGGUGAUUGGGGAGUGCCAUGCUCUCUGCAGGGACAGAUGGGUAGCGUUUGCGUCUUCCAUGAAGCUCUCAAUCCAUCACAUAUCAAAUAUCUUUGUCAGCAAGGUCCAAAUCAUUUACUGCUGUUCCAGUCAGAAUCUGGUGAUAUCUCUGAACAAUCUUUGUCUCAGAAAUUAGUACUUUAUUACAAUGCCAAGGCUUGUAAAGACUUUGUUUGUCUAGACCUUGCUCCAAAUCACUUGUAUGAUGGUAGACUUACUGGGCAUAAGUGUGUCACUUGGGAUAUCAAGGAAGUAAUCAAUAAUAUCGGUGGGAUACAAGUUCUCUUCCCUUUACUGGAAUUGUCAACCCCGGAAUACAUGAACUUUAACAAACUCAGCGAUGACAACAAUGGUGUUAAUAAAGAAAAUUUAACAGCGCAAGAUUCGCAGGAUAGUGAGAAUGAUUGGAUUGUUGUGCCAAAGACUUAUUACCUUGAUGCCAAACUAGAACAGAAUCCUGUUGCUAGCUUUCUAACUCUAUUAAGACACAUGUGCAGGGGAAACACAGACAACCAGGAAAGGCUAACAAGAACGUAUGAAAUAGCUACAAUUGGAGCUCUUAUGCAGCGGCUUAAUGCCAGCUUGAUUGAUGUGAAUGUACUCAUGGCAGUACAGCUAUUGGUGGAAUGUAUCGGAACCAGUGUGCCAAACUUAUUACAAAUUAUCUAUCAGUACAUCCUGUUUGAUUUUAGAAUUUGGAGUAAAAGUGAAUUUCCUGUCAGAAUUGGUCAUAUACAGUACUUGUCUACACUUAUUAAAGAUCAGAGAAAACAGCUGAGAAAGAAAUAUGGGGUACAAUUUAUGUUGGAUGUCUUCAGGACAUAUUACAGUUUUCCUGAUCCUGGUUUAUCACCAGAAGAUGCUCGGUCCAUUAGAGUGUCUCUGCUGGGUCUUAUAAAGUAUUACGUUUCUAAAGGAAUUGAAUUUGAAGAAGUGUCUUGUAUAAUUAGUUUUCUCACGGCAGCUACUGAAGAUUCAUUGUGUAAACUCUCUGGACCUUUGCGAUGGUCGUCUGUGAUCAUUGAGGUGAUUGAAAUGUUGAUUUCCUUAUUAGAGAGUCCGGGUAAGGAUCAACUGUUUUUAUUGCUGUAUGAGCAAGGAUGUGCUGAUUUGUUGUACACUAUCAUUGCGAAAAAGGAGUACUCUGAAACAGUGAAGCUGAAAGUAUUUCGGUUGUUUUCUGUGAUGACAAGAACAGAUAGAGUGUAUGAGAAGAGCAAGACACGGCUGAGACUGCUGGAUAUUGGGUUCUCUGGUCUGACUGUUUUAAUGAGUAAUCAGCAGAUCAGUCUAAGCAUGGCUAUUGGUAUCGUGGAACAAGUGGCUGAUAACUAUGUGAACUAUGCUGGCAUAAUGGCUGUACUGCAGUUAAUACACAAUUCUGAUAUUACCAUCAGGCUACAAGUAUGUAGGCAUGUACUGCACGCUAUAUAUUCCAAGACUGGAGCUUCUGGUCAGCUCUGUAAACAAGUUGGCUGGCAAGAUACUGUUGGCAGACUGUUUAUUUGGAAGCCUUUAGAAAAUACUAAAUCAGACAGGAAAACAAGUGAAUCCAGUAAUUCAUCUGCCAAUUUGGACUUGAUGGCUUUUGAAAAUGAAUCUCGGGAAAAUUCGGCUAAAACCAUUGAAGAAGAUGAUGUGUCUGUUAGUAGCGAAACUGGUUUGAUCCAGUCUGAGCUGAGCUCAACCAGUUUAGACUUUGCUGUCACUGACCCUAUAUUAGUACGUCGUGUUGAUAGUGGAUUAAGUAUUGGCUCGUUAAUAAGGCAGAACUCGUCAAUGGAAGUGAUUCAAGAUCGACCUCCUGAUAUGCAUACGUUGGAAGAUGACCAUCAUGCAAUGCAGGAACUAAGCGAUAUGCUGAUAGAAAUUCUUUUUCAUAUUCUGUGGAAAGGCGUCAGUGGUUCCGAUGAUGAUGCUUGGAAGGAAAGAGGAAAGGUCUUUGCAUGUAUCAACACAAUAUCCGAAAAGUAUGAGCUCAUUCGGCCGCCAGUGGAGCUGAAACGACUGCUGUUUGAAAAGAUGCUAGAUGCUUGCGUAUCUGAUGUAAGAGAUAGUAAGGUUCCCACGGCAACAUACUCUGAAAAUGCUCUGAAAUUAAUCAAGUUGUUACAGCAUUUCCUAAUGGCCGAAACAGAAGGACAACAUCACAAAUACCAUCAGAAGUUGGUAGAUAGUUUGACGUUAUUACUGGAUGCUCUCAAUGUAUGGGAAGACUCAUUUGGGGAAGGUGACUGGGUAGAGAUGGCUCACAUUGGUGUUGUUAUACUCGUAGGCUUUUCUUCACAGAAUGAUAUUGAGUUAUGUGCAUCUUCAACAGCUAAACUUCAUAUUCUACUGGAAACCAGGCCCUUACAAUCCACGGCAGAAGCUUGUUAUCUACUUGGUUCAGUAGAUAGAGCAUUGGUGAAAUCACUCAAAGGUGAUAAGAAGACUUAUUCUUUUCUAAUUCCUUUGAUGAGAGCUGUGAUUGAUAAAUACGUGGAACCACUAAAUAUGAAACUACAUCUACCAACCCUGCCAAUGACCAACAUGAGUCCUACAUUCUUUGAAGACUUCCAAAAGUACUGUCUGGACCCAGAGUGGAGAGCCUUCAUUGAAAAACAGGUUCAUCCCAUGAUGGAGGAGUUUUGUGAAAAUUGUUUCAAGGAGUCCAUAGAGGGUAUAAAUAAAGACAUGAGUGACUGCACUGAAGCUCUCAAUAUUAGUAUUCAUCUGAGACAGCGUGAGAGGGGAGAAAAUAAACUCAAAUUCCAGGAUAACAUUUUGGAGCCAUUUAAGAAACAAAGAAAAGCUGAAACUAUAAGAUACACUGCAACUGUAAACCAACAAAAGAACCAGCACACCUCUACGUUGAGGCAAUGGAGAGCCAGUAAAAGAUUCUUGACAGGAGAGCGGGGCUCUUGGUCUGAAAGAUGUCCUUCUGCAGUGUACUGGAAGUUGUCCAUGACAGAAAACUUUUCUAGAAUGCGUCCAAAGUUAACUCAGAAUUAUAAUUUUGAUAAUCACCUUGAUGCUGCUCAGCAGAGAGACAACACUGGAAGUCCUUCUGAUUCCUCCAUGGAAGAAAUUCCAUUGACUGUUGCUAAGGAAGCUAAAGUUGAUGAGAUGGAAGAUGAUAUCUUGGGUGAUGAGGAAUGGAAUCUUAUGAGAAAUGAAAGUUCCACAUCACUGGUAGAGAGUACAAAAGAGAAGACUGUCGUGAGUGAAAGUUGUCAACUUGUCACUGUGAAUGAAGUAAUAUCCGGUAAACUGGAAGUUACAAACUCAUUUCUCUAUUUUAUUGAUGGAACACAAGAAAACGAAGAAGGUGGUGGACAAGAUUUUAAAUGGGCGCUAUUACAACUAAGAGAAGUCCAUCUUAGGCGAUACAAUCUGAGAAGAACUGCUCUAGAAAUGUUUUUAAUUGAUCAGACCAACUAUUUUAUUAAUUUUGAUAAUAAGAAGUUUCCAUGGGUAUUAUCUGAUUACACGUCUGAAGUGUUAGAUCUGAGCAAUCCAGAUGUAUACAGAGAUCUUUCCAAACCUAUGGGUGUAGUGAAUCCAAAGAAUGUGGAAGAAGUCAGUGCAAAGUUUGAGAACUUUGAGGACCCAUCUGGUAUAAUAGACAAGUUCCAUUAUGGUACACAUUAUUCUAAUGGUCCCGGGGUGAUGCAUUAUCUAGUGCGAGUAGAACCAUUCACAACUUUACAUAUAUCAUUGCAGAGUGGAAGAUUUGACUGUGCAGACAGACAGUUUCACUCCAUUCCCAAUACCUGGCAAUCUUCAAUGGAAAAUCCCAAUGAUGUUAAAGAAUUGAUUCCAGAGUUCUUCUAUCUUCCUGAAUUCUUGGAAAAUAUGAAUAAUUUUGAUCUUGGUAAGCUGCAAUCUAAUGAGACUAUAAAUGAUGUCGUGUUGCCAAGGUGGGCGGAGUCUCCAAAUGAUUUCAUCUACAAGCACAGGUUGGCAUUGGUAUCUACCCCAGAUAGUGACCCACUGGUGUAUGUACAGGUACCUAAAAGCCAAUCUAGGUCAUUCAUAGACCAUGAACGGAAAGCUACAGAGGGAAUGAUAAAUAAUUUUGGGCAGACACCAACUCAGCUACUUAAAGAACCUCAUCCUAGACGUCUGACCCCAGAGGAAGCAGCUCGAAAAGCUAUGAAGUCACAAACACAGACUUUGAAUGUCUUUGACUAUUUAUCUCAUCUCAAGGCAUUCUUUGUGGAGGUAUCUACCCCAGAUAGUGACCCACUGGUAUAUGUACAGGUACCUAAAAGCCAGUCUAGGUCAUUCAUAGACCAUGGUAUGCCUGAUAAUAUGAUAACACUGAGUGAGAGGGGAAUUCUAGGAAUCCAUGGUUGGCUACCCUAUGAUAAAAUAAUAUCCAAUUAUUUUACAUUUGAAAGAGAUCCUACGCUUGUCAGCCCAAAGUUUCGGAGAAUGGUUGGAGGACCUUUUGCUCCAGGACUCAAAAUCACUCCUUCCCUAUUUGUGGUAUCACAUGAUUCUCGGAUGCUGUUUUCUGGAGGACACUGGGAUAACAGUCUAAGAGUACAUAACCUGAAAAACAUCAACAAAGGAAAGAAUGUGUCUAUCAUCACAAGGCACCAUGACAUUGUAACAUGCUUGGCUUUGGAUAACUGUGGAACUCAGCUCAUAACAGGCUCCAGAGAUACUACAUGUAUGAUAUGGGAAGUUACAUACCAAGGCGGUGUUGCUAGUGUUCUGGUAGAUAAACCACUACAGACCUUAUAUGGUCAUGAUGAUGAAGUGACGUGUGUGGCAAUCAGUACUGAAUUAGACAUGACAGCGUCCUCUUCCAGGGAUGGGACAUGUAUAAUACACACUGUUCGAAAAGGUCACUAUGUUCGUACAUUGAGACCGACGAGUGAUGAUCCAUUACCUAUGUCUAUUCCACUGUUAGCAGUGUCUGAGGAAGGACAUAUAGCACUGUACUGUGAACAACGGUCUCCAGGAAUCAAUAAACACUCCUCCCCAAAAUACCAGGACAAAUUGUCGCUUCAUCUAUACUGCAUAAAUGGCAAGUAUCUUUCGUCAGAGCGUGUUCUAAACAACGUUUCUGAUAUGCUCAUAACAAAGGAAUACUUGGUUACUGGUGACACUCAGGGAAAUCUUAUCAUCAGAAACUUUUUCAGUCUACAGAUUCUGACAAGUAUGCCGUUACACGUACCAAUCCAUGCUGUUACUGUGGUUCCCAAGAACAGUCACUUCCUGGUUGGACUUCGUGAUGGCAAACUCAUCAUUGUAGGAAUCGGAAAACCCAAUGAGAUCAGGAAAAUCUUCUAGAGAUUAAUAGAAAAGACUCCAUGUCUAUAUUUUUGUAUAUAAACGGCUCAACUACUUUGCAUAUUCAAUAUGUAAUCAGAAACCCUCCAAUUGAUUUUCUUGUUGUACAGUUUAGAAACCCAUAUGUGGGCAUAUGUCAAGAAAUAUGGGGGUCAGGGUUCAGGGGUUAAGGUUCAUCUACAGGGAAAUAAAAGCAUGUGAUUUUAACUUAGGCUUGUUGGGAUAUGCCAAGUUCAGAUUUAGGGCGGACAAAUAUAAUUUAAUGUUACCAUAUUUCCUCCAAAAGAAGUGAAUAAAAUUGCCAGGAUACACAGCGGGCAUUAGAAUAACAUCUUUUGAAGAUGUAUCUUUGCUAUUCGGGUUAUGAAAGGUUCUUCUAAUAAAGCAAAUAUGGUUUCCUGUUGGUCAAUUGGAUGAAAGAAACUUGAUGAAGUGAUCUGUUUUACUGUGAUAUUUAUUUUUCCACUCCUCACUUUCCACACAGUGUAUGGCUGUUCGCUUUUAUUGUUGCGUUUUUAUCACUUGUCUUUGACCAAUUGGGCGCCAAAGUCAGCUUUUUCCCCCAUUUAACAAAA